AUGGAAAAACCACCCACCAAGCGCCGCACCACCACCACUCGACAAAAAUCAACCAUGAAAUCUACUGAUUCUCGUCCAACUCCCACCACUCCCACUCGUCGCUCAACACGACAUGCAAACACCUCUCAUAAUCCCACUCCAUCUGAGCAAACUACGGAAGAAUCUCAAAACCCUAAUCUUCAUCUUCCCUCAACCCAGAUCGUUUCUGCUCCUCAACCCACCAAACCAUCCUCCUCACACGUUUCCACUCAAUCAAGCGAAGGAACCUCUCUUGUCUCUUCGUCUUUCCAAGCCUAUGACCAUCCAUCUGAAAUCUCAACAAAAGAAUUCAUCUCUGAUGAUGAUGUUCGUUCUCUCUAUAACGAAAAAUGGCGUUCACUCCCUAUCGUGGCCGGCAAAACCGUCAACUUGGAUAGUUACUCUAUCUGGGGUUACGACAUAAACGAGCUUGCAAUAGCUACAGAAGCCUCUGAAAGUGAUACACAGCUAAUCUCAUCUGUAAAGGGUCGUCAAAUAACCCUAACCCCAGAGCUCCUUUGCGACAUUUUGCAUGUCCCAAACAAUGGACUUCAUCUCUUUAAUGAUGAAUGGCCCUCAUCUUAUGACCUAGACAUUGAAUCCUACAGACUCUCCAUCACCAAACAUCAAACUGACCGUUUUGUGUCUGCCAACCUUGAACCCCUCAGCCAUAUCAUUCAUAACUUCUGCAUUCACACUAUCCUUCCAAGAAAAGGAAGUAUGGAACGAGUCACUGAUAAAGACCUACUUGUCAUCUAUCAUUUCUCAAAGAAAACUCCUCUCAAUAUAGGAUAUUUGGUGCUCAACUAUAUCAAACACACUGGUCUUAGAGCAAGAAGCGCCCCUUAUGGUAUGCUUCUUACCAAAAUAUUCAAGCAUUUUAAUGUUCCUCUGGAUGAUGAGGACUCCUUCGAGAUCAACAAAAUACUGGAUGCCUCCAAGCUGAAGCGCAUGAAAAUUCCUUCACUCAAGCGUGCACCAUCACCUAAACCUGAGGCCAAAUCAAAAUGCAGGCGUCUUGUUAAGCAAUAUGCUCCAACUGAACCUUUAACAACAGGUACUGAAUCUCCUAACUCUCCAAACAGCCUGACCACAAAUUCUCCCAUUCCACUAUCUGUGGCUCUUCCAAACACUGCUGACCUAGAAUCCCCACAAAAGUCCUCACCAAUCUCUCCUCAUGCCUCUAAAUCUGUAUCUCCAAACCCAAAGGAAACAAAUAAACAAUCUCCUGUAACCACACAAUGCAUUGACCUCACAUCUACAUCACCAAUCCCAGUAGAAUCCCCACCACAAACGGUUGUCAUCACUCAAGCUCCAGCUUCUCUUCAAACUGAAACUAUCCCAAAUGUUUCAAGUCCUCCAACUCUGGAGACUUCUAACACUGACAUGAUCAACAUUUUCGCUCUUGAAAACCUUCUCUCAAGUCCUCCUAAUGCUUCAGCUUAUCAACCACCCUCACCAAUAUCUCCUCACACUCCUGCUUCAGCUCAGCUGUCCUCACUCAUAUCCAUGCUUGAGGCUGAAUUAUUAACUCCACCCACUUCAAAUCAACAAACUUCAAUUAUUCCCCAUGUUGCCACAUACACUUCUCCUACUAUGACAACAAAUCCUCUCUCCACGACCUCACCUCUGAAUUCUCCAAAUUCCUACAAAGAACCUUCUCCUAGAAGAAUCCAACUCUCCUCCAUCAAUCAUACUGACUCUGAUGAUCUUACUGCUCAGAUCGAAGCAUUCUUUAAUAACUCCAGUCAGCCACCUGAACAAACUGAUCCUACAGAAUCACACGCUAUGCCUUCUGUUCCACCACUUGAUCCUUAUGUUUUCCAAUCAAACUCCCCAAUAUUUUCUUCUCCAAAGGAAGAUGAUGUUAACUCUUUUAACGUUCAAACACUGCUUGCUCCAAGGUAUGACUCGUCACCUCCAAGAAACACCACUAAUAAUUCAAAUACCCUUCCUCAAAAUCCCAUUGCAUCCAUCACAUCCUCAUUCUUUAAUAAUUUCCCCAGCAUUGGUAAUCGUCCUCCAGUUUAUCCUCGAUCUGCAACCUCAUCUGAAACGGUUAACCCCCAUCAGGGCGUCAACCUUCGAUCAUUUACAGCUCUCCAAAAGCAGUUAAUGGCUUACCAAAAAUUCUGGAUUGAUUAUGUCACUAAACAAGUAUGCCCGAGGUUUCCAGGAAUGCCUCCUCCGGAUCCCUCUCAGAUUCAGUUUCCAUUUCUGCCAUUAUCUUCUGAGGCAACAUCUGAUGAUGAACCAUCUGGUUCUUAA
Molecule: messenger RNA, 2286 nt
Organism: Vicia villosa (hairy vetch)
Lineage: Eukaryota; Viridiplantae; Streptophyta; Magnoliopsida; Fabales; Fabaceae
Exons: 2
Coding region: 1-2286 (761 amino acids)
Source: RefSeq, a predicted model, not a curated record